CUGCUGCCGCACGCUCGGCGGCAGCGCGGUGGCAUCGUUAUUUAAACUUUAUUGUCGGUCGGGUCGCGCGAUACGAGACAACGCAUUCUCGCCGGGCCUUUCGGUGCCUCUUUUUUCUUCGGUUUCCUUUCCGGUUCGCAAAUUCGCGACUUUUUCGCAUUUUUUUUUUUGGAUCGCCGGUCUGCGCGCGGGAGUGCGGCGUGCUGUGAACGGGACUUUUGGUUUCUUUUUUUUUUACUUUUGUUUCUCGCUCGGUGAUUUGAUUUGUUUUUUUCCGGUUGGUUGGUUUUUGGAAUUUUUCGUUUUGGUCUCCCUAUAGAAGGAAAUAUUCCAGAGAGCGCAGGAAACACAAGCAGAGCAUAGAUUUCCGGCCAAUCCACCCGGGAUAGUUUCGGUGCCGCGCGGAAGCAGGGGUCCAAGGAGUCUCUACCUCCGACGCCAUGCGGACAGCUUCGGUUUCACAUUACGCCAUUUCAUCGUCUAUCCUCCAGAGUCUAUCGCUGAAGACGAUGGCAGGCACGCAGCUUGUGGGGCGCUGCUCGCCCCUAUGGACACCAUCUUUGUGAAGCAAGUGCGCGAACGCAGUCCCGCCAGACAAGCGGGUUUGCAACGGGGCGAUCGCAUCGUUGCCGUCAACGGGGUGCCAACUGCUAGUAGCACGUACCAACAGGUGGUCCAUCGGAUCGCCAGCAGUCCCGACUACCUCCAUCUGCUCGUCGUGCCAAAAGAAGAGGACGUACUUCAGAGGUUUUUCCCUGACACCGCCUACAAUCCGAUUUCCAAUCAACCUCAAGCGUAUCCUGAAGGUCCCGUGGACCGAACUAGCGCGCAGCAAAUUCUGACGCAGCGCAUUGCGCAGCAACAAAAACGCGCGGCCGCGCAGGGCCCGGAGAAGUUUCGCGUGGACGCCGCAUCGUGGCGCUACCUGCACCAGCCUUACUUCUGCGGUUACGAUUUCCCGGGAACGGUCCCGCAGGGUGCCAGGGUCGCGCACCCCGACCAAGGCAAAAUCGGUCACCAGAAGAGCGCGGAGAGUGUGCUGCAGCCGAGCAGACGAGACGCACAGGAGAUUUACGCGGAGAUCCGUCAGCCAAAUGAGGUACAACUGCGUCAAAAAUCGCGGGCUGGUCCCCAGGUGCCCCUGUUUAAAAAAAUGGGGCAGAUGGGUCGCAGGGCCAGCGAAGGAAGCACGUUGUUGUCCAGCACGGAAUACCAUGGCGCCCAGUCUCUAGCCUCGUCGGACGGCGGCUUUUCGGAUCGUUACUAUAUUAACGACAUGAAGGCGAUGUACAAACCAAAUUAUUUACCGUCCGGUAACGAUUCUACCCCGGGUCAGGACGGUAGUGGCACCAUGUUGAACGCGAACUGCAGAUUGAGCAUGGACGUUGAGCGUAGGGAGAGCACGAGCAGUUUGUCCUCUUCGAUUGCGGAUAGCAGCAAGGAGAGCCUCGCUUCGUUCGGCUCCAACUCCACCCUGACCGGCCACGAGAUGGACGACUCCGUGAUAAUGUCCCGUUUCCGGCAGAGCGUGAAACAAAAGGAGGAGUUUCUGCGCACGCCCGGUCGUCCCGCGCAGCACGCGCUCAUCCGUCGUGAGUUCUACGGACGUCCGAAAAAGCUCGAACGGGCGGUCUGGCCGCCCCCCAACGAGGCGGCCGCGCAGCAACGCUCUCCCAAACCGACCAAUCAGAACUUUGCGCGCGUCAAGAACGACAUCGACGGGGAGAGGGAGUGCGUCGGAGCGCAACUAAACGGUCAGGCGGGGGGCGUGGCUGCGGUAGCCGCCCCCAACACGUCUGCCCACUCUCCCAAGGAGUGGAUGACUGCCACCACGGCGACUGAAAUGGCGAGAGAAGCGUCGUUGCCUCCGGAUUUCGAAGCCGUCGAUGAUAAAAGGACCGUAGUCAAUUACAUUCUGGCGUACUUAUUUCCAACGAUGUACCCCAAUCUCCAAGUGGUGCACAAACGCGCGAAAGAGUUCGAAACCGGUUCCGAUGAUAACCGGACCGAUUUUUCGCGCAGCGAACUCGCUCGGCUGAGUUCGAAGAAACUCGUGCCGAACGUGUGCGAGCGCGCGCACGAAUAUGAGACCAAAGCCAUCACCGACGUCACCAAGAGGGACGCCGCUACUCCGGCGUCGACGGUGCCGAUAAGGAAAAUCCAGAAGGACAGCAGAUCGCUGGACAGCUCAGGUAGCAACACUAGCGCUAGCAGCAUCAACGAACUGCUCUUCUCUGGUUUGGGAAAUCGCGGACUCUCCGGCAACGUCAUCAUUUCUACCGGAAGUAAGUUUAUCCAUUGUCCUCCUCCGGUCCAGGAAUCGUCCGUUAGACCAACAGAUUUAUUGAACAGCGAACCCGUCCCGUUCAGGCCUCGGUCCAAUUCCGCCGAAUCGUGGAUAGGGACUCUCAAAGACACCAACACCUCCAAAGAUAGCCGACCAAGCGAAACUAUCCCCCAGCCCCCACCCCUGCCGCCUUCCUCUCCCCUGAUCCCGGAACCCGUCGUGGAAAUUCAGUUGGCCGUGCCGACAGUGUCGAUUACUCCAGCCCCUCCCGUCAGGCCCACGCAGCUCGACCUGGACCUGGACAGACCUCGGAGGCCCGUCAGGACCCAUCAUCCCAAAUCCGUUCGCGAUCCCAAUCGGUUAUCGGUGGUGAUUCCCACUAACCAAGACGACAGACCUGUCGUGGUUAAACGAAGAAUUAAAAAUACUAACCUAGCCGACGACGACAGGGUCGUGCGGCGGGAGUCGUACCUGAAAGCGACCGAGGGCGGUCGUAUGCACAUAGACAGUGAUUUCAGCGAAGAGAGCGAAAUCUCACCCCAAGCACUCCGAAGCGCGCAUAGGAAGUGGCGCCCUCCCUUGUUUCCCGGGGACAUUCAGCAGCUGCGCAAAAUGUUCGAGGAGGCCGCUUCCUCUUACGGCGACAGCGCGAGCGGCAGUAGCAGUAACGCCUCAUUAGAUCGGGAAAAGGAGUCGGUGAGUCCGGGACCUCACGAUAAGUUCGGCGCGAUACGGGAAGGGAUCGUCCAUUGCAAGGUUUUGGAAAUCGACGGCAAGCGCGCUGCGGACCGAUCUUGGAAACAGGCGAUGAUCGUUCUCAAAGGACCGAAACUGUUUCUCUAUAAGGACCGACACCAUCAGAGCCCAAUCAGUACGUCCGACAUUUCGUUAGACCAAUCGCUGGCCGGCGGCGUGGACAUGCGGACGAGCGUAGUGCGAGUCGCCGAGGACUACACCAAGAGGAAAAACGUCUUGAGGGUAUCAGCCGUCAAGCCGUGCCGCUCGGAAUUCCUGCUGCAGGCGGAGAGUACCGAAAAUUUCGCCGACUGGGUCAAAACGUUGCAGGAACAGGUGGCCGUCAGUACCGAAGCGGAGCUGGACGCAUCGCUGAGCAGGCAGCAGGCCGUACCCCAAUUGGUACCGGCUUCCACUUCCAUUCAGGUGCAGGGCAGCCACUUGUCUCCUCAAUUAAACGCCAAGAGCGGAGGUAAAGCGACCGCCAUCAGAAAUCGUUCGCCUACGGGGCAGUCGCCCGUGAGCAAGACGAGGAAGCCAUCUACUUUAACCACCACCGAGCACGUUGCGGCAGCCACCACCAGCCCCAAGAGCAAAACGUGGAGAGGUCGCGUCGUCAAACAGUUUAAGAAGUUUAAUCAGGGCGCGCAUUCGCCGAGCUCGCCCACAGCCCCCGAAGGGUCUACGUUUGGCAUACCCAUCGAGGACUGCAUACCGUCUAACGGGAACGCGUGCGUGCCUCGAUUUGUCGAGGUCUGUACAGAAAUCAUCGACGAAAAGGGGCUGCAGACCGUAGGCAUAUACAGGGUGCCCGGAAACAACGCUUCGAUCACCGCUCUCACAGAAGAAAUCAACCGCAACUACGAGGACGUGCCGUUGGACGAUCAACGAUGGAACGACCUGCACGUCGUCAGCAGCCUGCUCAAGUCCUAUUUCAGGAAGAUGCCCGACAGUUUGGUGACGUCGUCACUCUAUCCGCUGUUUAUCAAGUCCGACAAGAUCGAAGAACCCAAAACGAGGAUGGAGGAGCUGCGCAGGCUGGUCCGCGCCUUACCCAAACAUAACUACCACACGCUAAAACACGUGGUACACCACCUAAAACGGGUGGCGGACAAUUCGAAUGUCAACAAGAUGGAGGCGAAAAACCUGGCGAUCGUGUUCGGUCCAACCAUUGUGCGGCCGGAGUGCGAGACCAUGGAGAACAUGGUGAACAACAUGACGAGCCAGUGUAAGAUCGUGGAAAGCUUGAUCACCAACGCCGAUUGGUUUUUCCCUGACCACGACGACGAAAACAUGUCCCACAUGGUACCGCUAGCAUUACCGGACAAUUGCGACGAGUUCGAACCGAACAACCAAGUGCUGCUCAACAACAUUAGCAAAUACGAAGCUUUGAAGGACCAAAAAGAGAAGAACGGAGCGUUGCUGUCGUCCCUAAUAUCGGCGGCCCAGCGUAAGGUCAUGAGGAAACCCUCAAGAACGACCGCUCAAGAUACGAGCCGAGAAGAGCCGACCACGCCCACCAGUCCGAAGCCAUUCGCGCAGUUUCCGCCAGUCGAUUCCAAGAACAAUGGUGAUCAAAAUCAGGACUCGAAAGGAAACGGCUGUUCGAUCCCGGUGACGGUCGUGGAGUUGGAGAAGCGCGACAGAAACAAACCGUCGGCGGAGAAGAUGCCGUGGUUCAAUUACUCGACGGACAAAGACGAGUUUCAUAGGCGGAUCGAAAGUUUCAAGCAGGAAACGGAAGCGAUGCUCCAACGACCGAGGAAGACGGAGAUCAGCGUCACGAAAAUAGAAUCCAAAUCCAGUCACUUGAGUUCGUCAGCGAGUAACGUGAACCAAACGUCGAGGCUCUCGAUGAAACCGUCCGAACUGCAACCGCUGACGAAAACCCACAGCGCCCAGAACGUUUUCGCGCGAAACCCAAACAACAACCGGAACAGUUUCAAUCCGGUGCAGUACGCCGGCAACGCGGCCGAGAUGAACAACCGAUACUCGUACAACGCUAGUGGACUCGUCGGCAGACCGUCGGGCCGGAAGGACGACGUGAAAACCUACCGAGAGGUCGACAGCGUGGACGCGGCAACCAGGUACUGCUUGAGGCGGGGCAGCUCUGUCGAAAACGUCAAUUCCGGCAUUUCGGAUUCGAACUUGAACAAUGGACUGAAGAAGGUGAAAUACGAGAACGAGAGCGACGGCCAAAGGAGAGGCUCGUUCGACUCGCUGAACAAACUUCAGACGGAGGACGAGUCCCUGUUGAGCACGAUGACUAAACUGAUUGACCAAAAACUGAAGGAGAAAUCGUCGCGGCUGAACAUCCUGUCCGACGACGACAUCCCGUAUGCGGACGAGUCUCCGGACAAGCGAACGGGUAGCGACGAUGUCACUGCCCCAGACAAGGGAACCGCGUCGCCCGUCAAGGACCUCUACAAAAACCCUAGCCUGCACAAGAGCAACGCGCGAAGCUACCGCGACGCGCCGAAGGAGCAAGCGAAACGGGAUAAGGAGAAGGAGGUGGACACGCAGGAGGACACGGUGCCUGACAACGAGCGUCACAUAUCGUUAACGUUGAUCGCGAGCAAACUGAAACGGUCCGAGUCGCUGAACAAACCGCCGCCGACCACCAACAACAAGGUGAAACGGUCGGAGAGCUUGAACAAAACAGGAGACAAACUGAAGAGGUCCGAUAGCUUGACGAAGACAGAGAAAACAGAGAGCAACAUCAACAAGCGACGCGAGUUGGGACGCAAACUCAAAGAGUCAACGAAGAACAAGCGGAAGAACGGCGCGCCCGAUCGUUCGAUCAAGCGGCGUCACACAGUGGGCGGCACGAAAGACCCAGACAAGGUGACAUGGGUGAUGGACACGGCGCAGAAGCGGGAGGAUCCGCGCGCAGAUAAGGAGAGGGGAUUGAGGACGAGCUCGCCGGACCUCAGCUCGACCAGACGCGAACGGUUCUUCUUCGAGAUUAACCUGAUCGGGCCGGAGAACAUGGUGGUGGCGCUCAGGCAGCAUCUGAUCGGCUCGCGACCUCAGAGUUUCCCAGAGUCGACGGUGUUCAAGGUACCGCUCGAGUCUCACGUGUGAGUCACGUCGCGACGCAUGUGCAAUAUGGUAUUUCGCUGGUAACGCUCGGAUGGUAUUCUAAAACGAUGUGAUAUUAGGUUUAAGUUGGGUGGCCGCCGUCCCCCAACCCCGCCUGGUUUUUACGGUAUUUAGCGUCUAGUUUGUCGACUACCGCGGCAGUAACGCUUUCGCCAAUUUUGCUCGUUUUUACCGACUAUAAAAUGAUACUUCAAAAAUAUGUACGUCUGGAAUUAGAAAUAUAUUCUGAAGCAUGGCUGUUACAAUUUUAGUUCUGCAUCUUAAUACUAGAAAACUAUUUGUCUGGACUUCCAUUGCCUUUGCUUUAAAUUAUAUCUAAAGCCAAUAAAAAUAAAAUUCAUAAACUUACGACCUGAAAUGUAGUGUGUAAUGUGGGUGCCAGCCAACUACUGGUAUCCACGGUCGGUUUACCGCACUUGAUGGACUACUGAAAGCGUCUUUGAUUCCCUGCUUUUUUUAAUUUUCUCUUGUACCGGGGUUUUGCCCUCCACGAACUAUUGUUGCUCCCGUCCCGAAAAUUCAGUGCUGCUUUAUCCAGGGCAACAAAGACGCCUUUGGCAAGCCGUCACUAGAGGUAAGCAAGCUGUGGAUACUAUUAAUCACAGGUAACAAGGACAACCAAAGAGGGCUGUCACACACCAGCAACCAGCAGUCAUACCUGGUGCGCACAGUAUAUUUAAACUCCGACUUUUUAGAACUUUGUCGUUAUUCUCUUGACUACCAACCGCAGCAUUAAGAUGUAACUAAGAAUGAAGGCAUAUACAACUCUUUGCCUAUAUCCUGCGAACAGAGAUUGUGGAACUUCUAUUAUGUAAAAUAAAAUAAAAACAAUGAACGUUCUACAAUCAGUUAGUUUCAAACAUGGGUUGCUUUUCAAUAAACAGUCGAAUUAACCGAAAAAAUUGCAAUGCUGGCAGAAGUUCGCCCAUUCAUUUGAUUCAUUCACUAUUGGUAGUCGUCAACUAGACUUAACUCGUGUAUAUACAUAAACUUGUAGCGUAGAUCAAAACGGACGGAAAUGCAAUUUCUCUUGUUAAGUAGAUUUUUUAUUAUUAUUAUUACGAUCUUGACAGUUUCGCAUUUAUUUGUUAGGUAAUUUUUAGUUUUUUCGCUUGUUUGAAUGUGAUCCCGCAAAAUAAUUCCAGUUGUCGAGCAAUUUUAUUUUGUGAUAAAAAAAGUAGGACGUAUUCUGUUGUACAUAAAUAAAUAUCGGAAUUUGCCUAAUUCAAUUAUUUGCACUGUACUAACUAUGUAAUUUAUAACCGUAUGUAUUGAAUUAAAAACGGCGCAGGACGUGCGGAUAUGGAAACCGAUCGCCCUUGCAACGCUGCUAGGCUGUUUGUAUCUUGCCUGUUAUUGUUUUUAUAGUUUUUAAGUACAAAAAUGUAUGUGUUGUUGUAAUUUGUGGAAAUUGUAAAUAUAUUUUCAAUUUAU
This is a messenger RNA of Cylas formicarius (sweet potato weevil), 7558 nucleotides long. Its product is annotated as rho GTPase-activating protein 21-like. The transcript has 26 exons. Gene Ontology annotation, molecular function: protein binding. NCBI's taxonomy places the organism in Eukaryota, Metazoa, Arthropoda, Insecta, Coleoptera, Brentidae. The record is from RefSeq and is a predicted model, not a curated record. Gene Ontology annotation, biological process: signal transduction. Bases 548 to 6106 code for a protein of 1852 amino acids.